AAAAUUUUCUGAUUAAGUUUACAAUUUGUGUGGCUGCUCCUUUGGUUUCCAGCAAGCAUCGAAAGUAUUCCCACCAAUGGCCCGCUCCCUCUCCUCUCAUUCCGAACUCCCUUGUUCCUACGUUCCUAUACCCGACGGAUCCUAUUCUCCGGCGGAGCCUCCAAAACACGUGGCGAAAAAGGUGCUUCUCAUCUCAUCUGGGUUGCUCCUGCUGCUUCUGUCCUUGGUGACCUUCAAUGCCUACUACCCGCAUUCAUCUGGAGACGGAGAUCGUGCUUCAUUAACACCAACAACGCCCGAUGAAUUCGAAUUCAGCCCUCACACGGUACCAAGCUCAAUGUUGAAACCAUUUUCACGUGGCGUCUCUUCAGGGGUGUCGGAGAAGUCCAGCUGGAUGUUGAAGAGCAGCAAUGGAGAAUCCUAUCCUUGGAGCAAUAGCAUGCUGUCAUGGCAGCGAACGGCUUAUCACUUCCAGCCUGAGAAGAAUUGGAUGAACGAUCCUAAUGGUCCUAUGUACUACAAAGGGUGGUAUCACUUCUUCUACCAAUACAAUCCGAAAGGUGCAGUUUGGGGUACCAUAGUUUGGGGGCACGCUGUAUCAAGGGACUUGAUUCACUGGCUUCACCUUCCACUGGCAAUGGUGGCUGAUCAAUGGUAUGACCAAAACGGUGUGUGGACAGGCUCUGCCACCAUCUUACCCGAUGGUCAAGUCAUCAUGCUAUACACUGGUUCCACCAACGAGUCAGUGCAGGUCCAAAACCUUGCAUACCCUGCAGAUCCCUCUGAUCCUCUCCUUGUUGAUUGGAUCAAAUACCCUUCAAAUCCAGUUCUGUUCCCUCCACCAGGCAUCGAUACCAAGGAUUUUCGUGACCCCACCACAGCUUGGCUCACCUCAGAAGGCAAGUGGCGCAUCAGUAUUGGUUCAAAGCUUAACAAAACUGGCAUAGCCUUGGUUUAUGAUACCAGUGACUUUAAGACCUACGAGCGUGUGGAGGGACUGCUCCGUGCCGUGCCUGGCACUGGCAUGUGGGAGUGUGUUGACUUCUUUCCAGUAUCCAGUGAGGGUGAAAAUGGCUUGGAUGCUUCAAUCAAUGGGGAGAAUGUGAAGCAUGUGGUGAAGGUUAGCUUGGAUGAUGAUAGACAUGAUUACUAUGCAGUGGGGACUUACGAUGAGAAGAAUGCCAAGUUCACACCAGAUGACUUGAAGAACGAUGUUGGUAUUGGACUCAGAUAUGACUACGGUAUAUUUUAUGCAUCCAAGACAUUUUAUGAUCAGAGUAAGGGAAGGAGAGUGUUGUGGAGUUGGAUUGGAGAGUCUGAUAGCGAAUCUGCUGACGUAGCCAAAGGUUGGGCAUCCAUUCAGGGUAUUCCAAGAANAACGAUUAUACUAGUUAUAAUGAUAACAUUUGACGAAAAAGACAUUUUAAUCUUUUAA
Vigna umbellata (rice bean) is the source of this 1435-nucleotide messenger RNA. The record is from RefSeq and is a predicted model, not a curated record. Lineage: Eukaryota; Viridiplantae; Streptophyta; Magnoliopsida; Fabales; Fabaceae.